This is a messenger RNA of Parasteatoda tepidariorum (common house spider), 6174 nucleotides long. The record is from RefSeq and is a predicted model, not a curated record. Lineage: Eukaryota; Metazoa; Arthropoda; Arachnida; Araneae; Theridiidae.
GAAUUAUCUUUAAGACAGCUGUUCUCAAAUGGUGUUCCGAGAAUUAGAACUUUUCUUAGCCGAAUAUCAGGGUUCUUAACUAUUUCAUGCUAAAUCUGAAGAGGAGUUAAAGGUAUGUGUUUACAGAUUAUACAAGCUUUCACUAUGUUGGAAUAAUAAUCGAAAAUAAGAUGUUUCCACUUCAAAGAAUGUCGAUGAUAGUGGAAUGUCCAUUUAGUUGGUCCUGAAGAGAACACCAGCUUUAAGAUGUCAGACAUAGAAGGCGACUGAUUUUUUUUCUUCUAAAUAUAUGAAAUGGAAAAAAAUGGUAUUAUGACUAAAAUAAGUUCAUGUUUCCCCGAAAAUUACGCUUUCAGUAGACACUCAUUUAAAACCAAUGACCCCAAAAUGUGCAAAGAUGAUGUUAACCCCGCAUUAUUUUGCAGCGUACCAGACUCCAUUGUUGAUGAUAAUGCAAUGGAUGUACAAGAAUGCUCCGUUAGAACAAUCACCAAUAAAACCGAUAAAGGAAGCAAACCUGAUUUCAGUUUCAAUGAUAAAACCUUCUUUUCUUUGAUUCAUGGAAAACAGGGCAAUGAAUUCCAAAAUGCGAUAUUGCCAUCUUGGAAUAAUAACUCCGGGUAUUCGUUUUCACAAAAUUCGCUAGUUAACAACAACAAAAGCAUUUCGAGUAAUUCUUUCCAAGUUUUAGAAUCAUUUUCCACUCCCCGCAAUCCUAAUCCCUGCGAAUCAGCUUCGAAUAGCGUUCUCAACACUGAUUCACCUCUUAGUUUUGUAAUUGACGACGAUGAGAGCAGUUCUAGCAUUGAAGAAAUAUUCCACCCCAAACAAGAUGAUUUUGAAGAGAUCAGUAGAAACUAUGCUGCACGCCACGUUGUUCAUUUGAGUACUGCAGCUGAAAAAUCACCACCAAAUCAAACACAACACAGUGAGGAGCGUAAAAUCACCCCUAUCUCCAUAAUUCCCGCCUCAGCCUUAAAACUUGUGGAGCAUUCAACCCCUAUAAAAGAUCAGGUGACACCCGAACUUCCACCUCCUUUAAUUUGCAUAGAUGACGACGAGGAAUCCUGCCAAAGUUCAAUCAAAGCAAAUUAUGAAGUAAUCGAUGUUGUUGAUUCCCCUGAAAUGCCGAUUUUAACCCCUUUUUCAUCCGAUGAUGAAGAAGUUCUGAAAAUUAAACAAGAAGUCAUCAGUGAAGAUGAAGUAGAAAAAGCGGUUUCUAAGGAGGAUCAGUUACUUUCUGAAGCUAGUGGAAUGCGACAGCCUCAAGUUCUUCUACGGAGAAUUUCUUUAGAGCAGUGUUUGCAAUUCACGCCUGGAAGUAAAAACUCUUUUGCUGAUGCGUCUUUGUUAAAUAAAGCCAAGAAUUCUUCCUUUGAUGGUCCAGAAAUUGAAGAAAUCGAAGGUGUACGAUUUUUCCAGUUUCGAUCCAAGCAAGACAUGGAUGAAUUUAACCGGAAACCAGAAUUCGGUAUCGAAGACCUUGAUAUGAUACUUCCUACAAAAACGAUGGAUAUAACUCAAAUUAAGGGUUGGAGGGACAAGUAUUUUGCAUCUGAAUCGCAGUUGCAUUGUUUUCAACUUGAUAGCAAGGAAAAUGAUUCCUUGAUGUCGAGUUAUACUUGUGAGAAAAAAGUACAUGUGUGCCAUGAUGCCAGCUCUAUGAAUGUGGAUAGCUCAUUAUGUGUGACUGAUGAGGACGAUUUUAAGAAAUCGAAUUUGGAAGACAGUAAAGUAGAUACCAAAUGUCUCAACAAAUUAAAUACAGAAUCAAAAUUUAAGUCUCAAAAUGUUAGUAGUGAAUCUAAAGAUUUAAAGACUCAGUUGUCAGCAUUUAUUAGUGAAGAUUUGGAUAGCUUUUUGAAAACCAAAUCAGAAUUGCAAGUUAAUUAUUUACAGAGAAUAAAUCCGAAUAUUAUGCCCAUUCCACCAAAUGCAGGUAUUCUAUCUUUGGGAAAGUUAAAGCAACCAGACAGACCUUUUCAAUAUCGAAACAGAAGAUUUUUCCUGUAUAAACCAAAUCCAACGAAUGUUGAUGAGGUUAAAGAUUCACCAAGAACUUCUGAAGUUAAUGUUAGUUCGCCUGAAGUCAUUUCUAUGAAUUCAUCGGAUCAUAGUUCCAGUGACGACGAUGAUAUUCCAGUUGCCAAAUUGACCACUGUUAAAAGGAGAAAACUACGCCUAACUAGUUUGGACCUUGAGACAUGUACUAAACGUCGAAAGAGUGACGAAAGUUCCGAGCAGUCCGAGAGACUUGUGCUCAGACUGACAAAAGAAAGUAAAGGAAGCUCAGAAGGUUAUAAGAUAUCUGAAGGUUUUAACAAAAAAUCUGAUUUGUCUUCUUCGUCAUCUUCCUCCGUUUCAUCUACACCAGCAUCAUCACGUCCUCCAUCACCUGCUCCACCCUCUUGUUCAUCAGAUGAAGAAGUCCCCGACGAAUUCAAAAAUGAGGGCAAUGCUUCUAGUAUCAUUACAAGAAGCAUUUUUGUUAAAAACGAGGAACCAAAACUACUGUCCGAAUUUAUAAAGAACCUAAAUUUGUUAGGCACAAGCAAAGAUGUAACUAUGUUAGUGGAGUCAAAUAAAUCUUACUUUAAGGAAAUUCCUAUUUUAGAUAAGACAACAUGCAAUGAAGCUCUCACUGCUCUUUUGUCUAAUGAUGAAUUAUUGCAGGUAAAGAAACCGAAGUCUAGAAGAAAACUUAAAACGUGGCAAAAGUAUUUGCCUAAGAAGCUUACAACCAAUCAAAAGCUAAAAAUUUCUAAAACAAAAGAAGAUAAUCUGAAUGCUGAAACAAGUGUAAACACUGCAAAUAUUAAAACAAGUGCAUCUACAAAUAUUAAAACUACAAACAGCAUCAAGAAUACGAGGAAGAAAAAGCUUGAUAAUAACGUUAUAAUUGAAAAUAAUACGAGAGGUAAGCGAUCUAUUAAAGUCCCUCUUCGGUUUAAAGCAGGCGGUGAUUGGGUUUCGCCAAUUUUCGUCGAUGAUCCUAAAAAAACCCGCAAACAACUGUUAGAAGUUCCGCCUGUUGUCGUCGAGGACCCUAAGAAGACCAGAAAACAACUAUUAGAAGUUCUUAAUAAAGUAACAAACGACUCAAACAAACAACCUGAGAGCAGCACCAUUAGGGAAUCGAUUGUAGAUAUUAGUACACCUUCCGAGCCGUGUUCCUUAAUUCAAACUACCAAACAAAAAUCACCCGGUGUGAAAGCAAUCAAAUCUGCCAAGGUAAAUAAUGUUAAGACACCUCCUAAAUCUAAAGUCGAAACCCUUCAAAAAUUAAAAAAAGUCCGAGGAAAAAAACUGACAGAAAAAAAAAUUGAAUUGACUAAAUUUAAAACUCGUGAAGCAGAAACUGAACUAAGUUCUUCUAGUACUAGUUCUAGUCCUACUUCCAAUUCAUCGUCAGAAAGUGCAGACGAAAAUGUGAGUCUGCUGAAGUGUACUUUUGAUAACUUUCCUUAUUAUUUGCCUGCUUGUGCUUGCCUGCCUUGUUCAAGAACUGCUAGCUUUAAUCAUAAGUCAAAAGAAUUAAUUUGCUACAAUGAUCAUUCAUCCAAGUGCAGUGGAUCCGAACCUAAUCCGAAUGCACUAUUUAACCAUACAUUUUCCCAUGAAGCAAGCGAACCUGUCAGACUUUCGAUUCCUUGGAAAGAAAACGAUUCUUCCGAUUCUAUACUGCAAAUUUCGGAAUCUAUAAUUAGCAAUGGAUUGCUUGUAAGCGAAGAGGUGAAAAACGCCAUCUGCAACGAAGGCAGUUCUAGUGAUAUUAAAAGCAAUAAAGAUGCAGAAGUUGAAGAAAAAUGCAACUCAAAGGUAUUGCCCUUAGAAACGUUGCAACUGAAAUCUUCUGACAACUCACCUGUAAGUGAUAAGGUGGUGAAGCAGAUUUCGAAUUCUCAAACGAGUGUGUACAAAUCACCUAUGUAUUUAACAAAUGCUAACAUACAUCCUCUGCCUUCUCAGUUGCCAGUGCCUAUAUUACCUAAAACCUCGAAUGUAAUGCCUGUACCUAUUAUCCCUACAGCAAGUUCAAAAACAAGUUAUUCCGGUGGUUUAGAAUCCAACGUUAUACUGCUUGUUCCGACUUAUGCUCAAAAAUCAACUUCUGACAAUUCUGCUAAUUGCACUCUUCAAAAUAAACCGCCUGAUGACCAAAGCUCUAAACCUAAGCCUACAAUAUUGCAUCGAACACAAUCUCCUUCCAAUACCGAGUGCAACUCGCCAGUUAGUAGAGCAGUAUUGAGAACUAAUGUUCCUAAAUUAGUUCAAGGAGCACACUUGCUGCGAUUUGAAAAUGGCCGACUUCUUUAUUAUCAACCUGAAAAGAAAUCUAGUCCGAUUGAUAACUCCACUGGUGGUUCUUCAGUUUCUAAUCCAUCUGUGGAAUCGAAUAUCUUGAAAGAUAUACUAAAAGGCGAAAAUGUGAAAUGUAACUAUCCAUUACACGAUACCAAAGACAAGAAACAGACUGUCGAGGCAAAAGUUGGUGAUAAGAUUAAUGAUGAAAUUCCUAAAAGAACUAACAAACGAGGUAGGACACGAAGGAAAAGUCCCAUUAUGAAGCGGUCAUUGAAUGAUGGCGCCGAUCUCGUCGUUGAUGUAGAGACGGUGGAUGAGAAAUUUAAUCCCCUUGAACAAGUAUCAUCGAAUGAUCGAGAUCGGCUGCUUGACCCAGCCAAAGGUAACGAUAGUGAUUCCAUUUUUACUUCGGACAAUGCCAACGAAGUUAAAAGUUCGAAACAAAGACAAAAUCAAAAGUAUGCUUUGAGGAAAAACUUUGAAAGACUAAGAAAUUCAUCUGAGUUUUUCAAAGAGGCUUCCAGCUCUAAAGAAGUAUUAGACAGGGCUUUGUAUGCAAUAAGGAAAUAUAAGAAAAGAGAACAAGCAUUGCGCGUGAUGAAGCAUAGGUUACGAAUACAUAAUACUCGCCUAUUGGGAAAAUUCCUACUCUGUUUGCAGGGUAUUAAAGAUACAAACGUUAGGAAUUUAGCUAAAAAGCAAGUUAUCAAGAAUCUAGCUCAUGAUUGGGUGAAACAAACGUUGAUUCAUCAGAAAAAAUUUCCAGAUGAACCUCCUAAAAAACGUAGAAAGGCAUCCAAUAAAGCUCCUGGCAGUGAUUAUGAAGCUCACAUGAAAAGUCAAUCAAAUGAUUCUGCUGAAAGUAAAGCUUCAGCGACGAGCUCCAUUUGCGUUGAUGCCGUUCAAAGUGCAAAACCUUCUCUAUCAAUCGAUGUUUCACAGAUGCAAUACAAUGUGGAUAUUGAGCCACAAAUGGAUUUUGAAGUUUCAGAAGAACCACAGGCUGAUUUUGAAAUGUUCAAAGACUUCCAAGUGGACUAUGCUGCAAAAGCUAAAAUUUCUAGGACCGAAAAUAAAAAAAAAUCUAGUGAAAAAGACACUAAUUCUAACAAAAUCCAAACAAGUGUAAAUAGUAUAGAUAAACCUAGUGUAAAAAGAGAGAUUCAAGAGGAAAACUGUAAAGAAGUUCUUAAAUUACAUUCUAGUCCUUCUAAAGAAUUUAGAACUUCUGAAUUUGAAAAUAAACUAGAAAGUGUUUCAAGUACAUGCCCCAGUCAAAUAUUUGAAGGUCUUAAAGUAUUGUACAGUGCAGAAAUCUUUGAAGAGUUUGAAGAGGACGUGUCUCAAGCCUCUCAGAAUAAUAACAUUCCUGAGAUUUUAAGGUAUUUGAAUUCAGACCUCAUGAAAUGCAGAUCUUCUGAAACUGUUACUAAUAAUAAAGAAAUAAUAUCUAAGGGAACUUCACACUUUACUCACACUAACGUCUUCCAACCAUUUAUUUCAACGUCAGACUCUACUUACACUGCUACUUCAACUGGUGAGACUGAACAACAUAACAGAUGUAAAAAAUCUAUCGUUCAUGCUGAUAACAGUUCGCCUCACAACCCAACCAUUUUAAAUCUUGUCAAACCUUCACAGAUGGUUUCUUCAAACUCUUACAUCACAGAAACUCAAAACAAUUUUCAAAAAGAUAAAUCUCCACAGACGCAUUCAAACAGGGAAUCCGGAUUCUCCCCAAAAACUAUUAAUCAUAAUCAAAACAACAGAAAAACAGUUCAUAAAGUAGAUUCUCGAUUUAAUUCUUCAGCACCAUCAGUCCACGUUCCUGAAGAAAUCACUAUCGAUGACAGCGAUGAGGAUGUUACAUAG